AUGAAUGAACAAAUUAAUUAUCUUUUGAAAAUAAAUUCAUAAAGCAUAUAUACUCAAUCUUAAUUUCUCACCCAUUCUCUUAAUACUAGAUCAAACACGCAUUUUAAAAAAGGAAAGAAGUUUCAGCAAAAAACAAAAAAUUGUUUCAAUAAAAUGGAGGGCGUUUCAACUUAGUUUUAACAAAAUAUUUUACUUCAAACUGACAACAACAGUAUCAACAAAGAGUUGACUGCAAAAUUGUAAAAGUUAGAAAAAUAUGUAAAUUUUAACAACUGGCUUAAAGCAAAUGGAGUCGUUUAUGAUGGUGUUGAAUACCCUGUAGCUUUUGGUUAAUACGGAUUAAUAGGUGCUGCUGCCACUAAGGACAUAGCACCUUUAACUGCUUUCAUUUCAAUCCCAAAUAAAAUCAUCAUUUCUUAUGACAGAGCAAGGUUCAGUGAAUUAAAAAGCUUUUUUAAAUAAAGUGAAGAUUUAUUUAGUGAAAAAGAAAAUGAUGAAGCAGGUGUGAAUGUCCUAACAGUUUUUUUCAUGUACGAAAGACUUAAAGGUAAAAAGAGCUUAUGGCAUGAAUAUUUUGAAAUUCUAGAAAAUAAUGAAACAAUUUUAACUUGGACUGCAGAGGAAAUCAAUAGAAUUCCUGAUCCUUACAUCUAAAAGCAAGCUAGAGAAUACAAGGAACAGGUCGAUGAAUUAUGGGACGAAUUGAAAGAAUUGCUUCAUAGCUAGCCUAAUUUUUUCUAAAAAGCAACUGCCACAAAAGAACUCUUUUUAUGGGCCUAUAAUAUUGUUAUGUCAAGAUGUUUUGGAUACACUCAAAAAGGUACAUCUAUAGUACCUUUUGCAGAUUGUCUUAAUCAUAAUAAAUAUCAUGCAACAUACUUCUACAUUCACAAAGAAUUUGAGUUAAACUAGGCUAAUAAACAUCCUUAGUACAUCAUUAAAAAAAGGACAUUAGAUCUAAGUAUAAUCGAUCCUCUGCUUGCAAAUAAAGUUACACCAACAUUAUUUAAAAAUGAAGUCUUUAACUUUAUCAAGAAUUAUAAAGAGGAUGCUUUGUUUAACAAUUCUUCGGUACGCUCUCAAAUGAUUCCAAUCGUUAGAUAAAUUAACAUGGAAUAGCUUCAAAAAAACUAAGAUCAAGAAAUAUGGACAUCAUAGUUUUUCACUACAUCAGAUGAAGAAGAUAAUGAUACAGAUUCUGAAGAUGAAGAGGAAAAGAAAAAGGCGAGGGAAAUUAGUACUCUAAAAUUAAAAGAAAGCAGUUCUAUGAGAGAAGCCUUAGAAAGAGUAAGGAGAUAUGAAGAGAAGCUAAGAAAUUAACCGAAAAUGACUCAAGAAGACGAAGAAAAAGCAAAGUAAGAAAGGAGAAAAGCAGAUGAAUCUUACUAACAAUAAUUACUGGAAAAGUAAAAGAAAAAGCUUGAAUUAGAAGCUAAAGAAGGAAAAAUUUAAUAAGAUGAAGAGUUAGAACUAAAAAAUAUUUAUUACUUAAAUGAAGAUGAUUAUGAUUGGUACAACUGCUAAGAUAAUUAAAUUUAUUUUAUCUUUGCUUCAAAUAAACCUAUUGUUAAGGGUGAGUAAAUAUAUAAUUUUUAUGGUAGAAGAACUAAUAGGUACCUAAUUUGUUGGUACGGAUUCACUUUCUAGCCUAAUGAAUACGAUUCACUUUCUUUCCGUCUUUUCCUUCAUAAAAAGAGUGAGGAAAUUAAUGAAAAUAAUAUUAAAGAAAUUUUAUAUAGCGACUAUAUAUCGUUUGAAGAAUGGGAAAAUGGAGUUAAGAUUGGUGAAAAAAUUGUUCCAACAGAUGUCCUUUCUAAAGAGUUUCGUUUGAAGGAUGGCUUACUAUGUGAUGAGUUAAUUAAUUAUAUGAGAAUCAAUAAAAUGUAGCAUUACAAUGGGUUAGAUCGCGAUCUUAUAAUGCUUACAUAACCAAGAAGUAUUAAUUUCGAAUUGAGAUGCAUUGAAGCUGCUUUAAUUGUUAUAAAAGAAUUAAAGAAUCGCUACUUGAAAUUCUCAUCUUAAGUUAAAGAUAUGUCUGGAUCUCUUUAAGGUGGCAAAAACAACUCAAUACCUAUUUAGGUAGCUCAUCAAUAGUUUUCUAAAAUUCUGUACGAUGGACAUAUUAGAGCUUUAGAGAAGCAAAUAGCAUUGCUUAAUAUAUCUAAAUAAAUUCUGUAAGAAGUUGCUAAAGGAACAGAAAACUUUAAAUAAAUCUAUUUGAGACUCUACCCCUAAUUUGAAACAGAAUAAGAUUACCCAGCCAAUCGUGAAUAUUUGAGAAAAUAUUUAAAGGCAAUUAAUGAAGGUAUAGUGACUAAAAUAAAAUAAAAAUGA
Messenger RNA from Tetrahymena thermophila SB210, 2334 nucleotides. RefSeq names its product SET domain protein. Gene Ontology annotation, molecular function: protein-lysine N-methyltransferase activity. The record is from RefSeq and is a predicted model, not a curated record. Lineage: Eukaryota; Ciliophora; Oligohymenophorea; Hymenostomatida; Tetrahymenidae. The transcript has 4 exons. Gene Ontology annotation, biological process: peptidyl-lysine monomethylation.